GUGGGAAUUCGUGGUCGACUUCUUUCCAUCUCCCACGACAACACACUCCCUCCCCUAUCGACACCGACAAGGGCCAUAUCACCCACCAUGGCUUCUACCGCCCCGAGUGUGCAAUGCUUCGGCAAGAAGAAGACGGCCACCGCUGUCGCCCACUGCAAGCAAGGCAAGGGCCUCAUCAAGGUUAACGGCCAGCCCCUCUCCCUGGUCCAGCCCGAGAUCCUGCGCUUCAAGGUCUACGAGCCCCUCCUGAUCGUCGGUGCUGACAAGUUCGCCGGUGUCGACAUCCGCGUCCGCGUCACCGGUGGUGGUCACACCUCCCAGGUCUACGCCAUCCGUCAGGCCAUCGCCAAGUCCAUCGUUGCCUACUACCAGAAGUACGUCGAUGAGCACUCCAAGAACCAGCUCAAGCAGGCCUUCGUUCAGUACGACCGCACUCUCCUGGUCGCCGAUAACCGUCGGGCCGAGCCCAAGAAGUUCGGUGGUCGCGGUGCCCGCUCCCGUUACCAGAAGUCUUACCGUUAAAUUUCUUCUUUUUUUUUGUGUACUUCCCCGUCUAUCAUAUUGUGGUUUAUGGCAGCGGUGGAUCAUACCAAAAAAGCAAAAUUAAAAAAGAGAAAUUUUAUGCAAUGUCAAAAACGGUGCUCUCUUUCUGUCAUGGGAAUAUGGGAAAAGAACAAAAUAUUAUUUGGGAGUGGUAUUCCACACUCUCAUUACGAACUUUUAUUUUUGCUCCUCUUUCUCUUUGUUCACAUGGAGAAACUUCUGCGUGGUGGGUGGUUUGAUACGGGGUUGAUGGUAGCGUUUGUCAUGAGCGGUUGGAGAUCAGUCGGAUAUCGGUUUUCAUGAACCCGGGUUGCCGGUAGCUGGCUGGUUGUGAAAUGUGGGUGCGGUGGGCAAGACGGGAUUGGAAAUUUUUAUCCCUAAUGUCUUUUGUGUUCUUUCACUGGCGCUGUUUUGUACGGCUGGAAAAUAUCCCUAGCAUAGGCCAGGAAAAUCUGCUCAAAUUAACACCGGGUUUUUUAUGUUCGUUCAAUAUGGUAC
Molecule: messenger RNA, 1041 nt
Organism: Penicillium brasilianum
Lineage: Eukaryota; Fungi; Ascomycota; Eurotiomycetes; Eurotiales; Aspergillaceae
Source: the annotation of a GenBank genome assembly